AUAGCGCUUGACAGCCGACAUCAUAUGUAACGAACAUGGCGGAAUCCACGAACAAUUCAGAGGAUGACCGUCUGUCGUGUAAAAUCUUGAUUAUUGGUGCCGGUAUGGCUGGAUUGUCGGCGGCGUCUCAUUUGUUAAAGAACAAUGAGACGGAUUUUCUGAUCGUCGAGGCGCGCGGACGUAUAGGUGGACGAAUCGUUGCGGCGCAAGUCGGCAAUGAGAAAGUUGAGUUAGGAGCAAAUUGGAUCCAUGGAGUGUUGGGUAAUCCUAUGUUCGAGCUGGCGAUGGCAAAUGGUUUAAUAGACAUUGUACAUGUACCAAAACCUCAUAAAGUAGUAGCAGCAUUGGAAGAUGGUAAACAAUUGCCGUUUCCUGUCUUGCGAGAGAUUUAUGAGGCUUAUGUUUGUUUCUUGAGACGAUGCGAAGAAUACUUUUUAAGCACAUAUAGUCCACCAGAUGGUAUAACUAGUGUAGGAGCGCAUAUUGCCCUAGAAGCGGAGAUAUAUCUGUCGUCUUUGCCACCCGAACAACGAAGAGUGAGACAAUUGAUCUUUGACUGUUUACUCAAAAGAGAAACUUGCGUCACGGGUUGCGACAGUAUGGACGAUGUCGAUCUUCUGGAAAUGGGCUCCUAUGACGAACUUCAAGGUGGUAAUAUCAGUCUUCCGAAUGGGUAUAGCGCUAUAUUGGAACCAGUUUCUAAACAUAUACCAGAGGAGCGUAUUCUUACUAAACACACCGUAACAAAGAUUAGGUGGCAGAAACAAAAAUGUUCUCGAGACGAUAAUGACGUUACGGGAAAACUUGAUUCUAAUUCAAAUAGCCUUAUAGAAGUACAAUGUGAAAAUGGAAAAACGAUCACCGCUGAACAUAUAAUAUGUACAUUACCGUUGGGCGUUUUGAAAAGGACAGCUCAGGAUUUAUUCGAACCAUCGUUGCCAGCUUACAAACUCGAAGCAAUAAACAGAUUAAUGUUCGGUACAGUAAAUAAGAUAUUUCUUGAAUACGAACGGCCUUUCCUGAAUCCCGGUGUAUCGGAAGUGAUGCUUCUCUGGGACGAUGAGCGAUUAUCUGAAGCGGAGAAGCGGGACAUUAGUAAAACUUGGUUUAGAAAGAUAUAUUCAUUCAUCAAGAUUACGGAUACACUGCUUCUCGGUUGGAUAUCCGGUCGCGCAGCGGAAUACAUGGAAAAACUGAGCACUACAGAGGUGGCGGAAGCAUGUACGACAAUUCUGCGACGAUUCCUCAACGAUCCUUUUGUACCAACUCCGAAGAAUUGCUUGCGUACCACGUGGCAUUCUCAACCUUACACACGAGGUUCUUAUACCGCAAUAGCUGUUGGAGCGAGCCAGCUGGACAUCAGGAGUUUGGCUGAGCCAUUAAUUCAGGAAAAAAUGGACGACGAGACGGAUGAAACAGUCAAAGUGCUGGUGGCAUUUGCAGGCGAACACACUCAUUCUUCGUUUUAUAGCACAGUACACGGAGCGUAUUUGACCGGUCGAACAGCAGCUGAAUUGUUCUUGGGUACCAAACAGAGUGAGAAGCAUGCAUUGAGUCUUAGUUGCGAAGAUACCAGCGAUUUAAGUUCGUGGAUACAAGGCAUUUCCUUGAAUUAAUGCAUAUUUUUUCAAGGAAUGGAUAAGCCUGAUAAUUUACAGACUUUUACAAAUGUUUAUAGAUGUAUUUAACUUAUAUACAUACGCGAAUAUUUACGUUUGUGCGAUUGCUUUCGUUUUGUAAAUAUAGUGCAAAAGCUGUCAUCGUGUACAUAAUGGUGCUUUUUAAAAUUUUAAGACUUUACGAUUAUAUGUGAAUGACAUGUGCAUUUAUAAUACUAUCGUACUCUGAUUCGUUACGAAAUAACGAAUACAGUUAAAAUAGGACACUGAUAUCGCAUAUGACGAUAUCACAAAUGCUGUGAAUUCACGAAUACGUUUUGCGGAAAUAUUUACAGUAAACAUUCAAACACGCAAGUGUUUAUUUUGUAAGAUCAAACCGCGCGUAAUACAAUGUUAUAUGCUAAACUCGUGUAGAUAAUAUAUUAAAUCGAACUCAGAGCAAGCCUAAUUCUAAGUAUGUGUGUAAAAUACACACAAGCACGCGCGCGCGUGCACGAACACACACAGUAAAUUAUUAAUGCUAUUUAUAAGAAAUUUUCUGAAAAAGUGCGUCAUAUAGUUUUUAUUCUCAAUUUUCUUGUAUGCAUUCACUCUCAGAUGUGAAUUAUUUGCUUGCUUGAUUUUAUUAUCACCUAUUACACGUUGUUUUUAGCAAAAAUCAAGUUCCAUCACGGAUCGACUUAAUCUAGUCAUUGAUCAAAUUAAGAAAUAAAAGAUAUUAAAAGUAUAUUUGAUAAACAACAAUAAGUCAUAUGACACGCGAUUAAAAUAGUUCUACAAAGUAGAACAAUUAUUCAUGUACAUACGCAUACAUACAUAUUUUACGUUUCCAGAUGCAGUCAUGUGCCAUAUUGACUAUUAGUAUUAAUUCUUAAAGGAAGAAAGCGGACAUAAGACAUCUAUCUUUUUGAAAUAGCGAACUAUAAUAUACAUU
Pogonomyrmex barbatus (red harvester ant) is the source of this 2553-nucleotide messenger RNA. RefSeq names its product spermine oxidase. Lineage: Eukaryota; Metazoa; Arthropoda; Insecta; Hymenoptera; Formicidae. Gene Ontology annotation, molecular function: polyamine oxidase activity. The record is from RefSeq and is a predicted model, not a curated record.